AUGCUCGCCAGCGUUGAGACGAGCGCCUGGGCCGUGUUCACCGCGGCCGACGCCGACGCGCAGGUUUCCGGCCCGCCGGUCGAAUACGGCCCCGAGGAGGCGACCCACGCCACGGACCUACGCCAGUGGUACCACGAGACCGGGAUGGCGAUGGUCGCCGACCACCAGCUGCAGGCGUCGAUCGAACGCGACAGCCGCGAGGCCACGCCGCACAGCGUGGCCGGGCUGAGCGAUGCGGGGAGCGUGAACUCGGCGGGUGGCGGCGGCGGCGGCGGCGAGAUGCGUGAGGCCUCCUCGACCUCAAACCGGGGGGUCGGGGGCUCGCGGCGGCGCAAAUCACACCGUCGCAUUACGAUCCACGAGCUGCGGGAUGGCCGGCGGUACGCCGAGGUGGGCUCGCCGACGAGCCGUGAUAGUAUCCACGAACUUCGCGAUGGUACUGUGUACGCCAAUCUCUGA
Molecule: messenger RNA, 459 nt
Organism: Aspergillus uvarum CBS 121591
Lineage: Eukaryota; Fungi; Ascomycota; Eurotiomycetes; Eurotiales; Aspergillaceae
Exons: 1
Coding region: 1-459 (152 amino acids)
Source: RefSeq, a predicted model, not a curated record